AUGCUCUGCAGCUGGCUGGGUCAGGGAGGAGCCGGAGCCUCCCCCAGUGAAGUGGGCCGGGAGGGUGCCCUUGAGCUUGCUGCUGGCCUCCGCAGCCCUCCCCCUGGGUGGGGGCUGACACCCAGCCCCAGCCGGCCGUUUCCCUGCCAGGAGCAUCCUCCUGGCCUGGGAGCCGUCCCUCCCCGUGCAGAGGAACCGGCAGCCACAGUUGCUGAUCCUAGUUGGGUGCCCUCGCUGACUCCCAGGGUCCGUGGCUGUGAGAUGGUGCCAGAAUGGGCCCCUCUGUGCCUGCUGGACACGUGGGGUGACGUUUCCUGGAAAGGCCUUGGCUGUGGCCUGGCACAGGCAAAGAAGAGCCUGUGGCUUCUGUGUGAUGUUCCUCUGCCUGCCCGUACCUCGUGGCCCUGCACACAGUCCUGCGGAGUUCCGGGUGGUCCAAAACAGACACAGGGAUCCUUCUUCCUGUUUAAAUGCUACUUAAUUUUAUUUGUUUUAGAGACAGGAUCUUGCUCUGUUGCCCAGGCUGGAAUGUGGUGGUGUGUUCACAGCUCACUGAAGCCUUGACCUCCUAGGCUCAAGAGAUCCUCCCACCUUAGCCUCCCAAGUAGCUGGGACCACAGGCACCCAACCACCACACCCAGCUCAUUUUUUAUAUUUUUUGUAGAGAUGGGGUCUUGCCAUGUUGCCUAGGCUGGUCUUGAACUCAAGCAAUCUGCUCAUCUUGGCCUUCCAAAGUGAUGGGAUUACAGGCAUGAGCCACUGAGCCUGGCACUAAAUGUAAUUUUUUUGUUUGUUAGAGACAGAGUCUUGCUCUGUCGCCAGGCUGGAGUGCAGUGGUGUGAUCCUGGCUCACUGCAACCUCUGCCUCCUGGGUUCAAGCGAUUCUCUUGCCUCAGCCUCCUGAGUAGCUGGGAUUACAGGUGCACGCCCCAUGCCUGGCUAAUUUUGUAUUUUUAGUAGAGGUGGGGUUUCACCAUGUUGGCCAGGAUGGUCUCGAACUCCUGACCUGGUGAUCCACCCGCCUUGGUCUCCCAAAGUGCUGGGAUGACAGGCAUGAGCCACUGCGCCCGGCCCCUAAAUGUAAUUUUAAAGAUGGGUACAACACUGAUGUGAUUUCAAGGGAAAGGCGGCAGCUGCCCGUGACUAGCCCUCCUCCCACCUCCUCUGCAGCCUCCAGUUCCCGGCCUCCAGCUGUCCCUGCAGGGUUCCCGGGAACAGGAGGGCCUUCCGCCUUCACAGGCAUAGGCAACAGGCAGCUGUUUUCCACUGCGCUUUCAUCACCGAGUGAGCUGCAUUCGUUCCCCGUGGGCCUUAAAGCAGCACACUCUCAGCGCUGGGCUGGGAAGUCCAAAGUCAGCCUUGCUGGGCUCAGGUCAAGCUGUGGGCAGGGCUGGGCCUCCCGGAGGCUCCAGGGGAGAGUCAGUGCCAGCCUUUCCCAGCAUCUGGAGGACCCUGCAUCCCUCGGCUCAGGGCCCUUCCUCCCCUUCAAACCCACAGCACAGCCUCUUCAGUCUCUCUGACUGUCACCCUCCUGCCUCCCUCUUUAAAGGACCCUGUGAUAACACAGGAUGUUCACCCACCCUCAGGGUCCUUCAUUCAAGUCGCACCUGCAGUCUCUGGCUGAGUGAGGUGGCCUGGCCACAGGUCCCAGGGAUUAGGAUGGGGACUUGCUUGGGGAGGCGCUUGUUCUGCUGGCGGGUAUGUCUCAGGGGAGCAGCUUGGGAAACCAGCCAUUUCUUUUUUCCUUUUUCUUUUUCUUUUUUUGUUUUUUUGAGAUGGAGUUUUGCUCUUAUUGCCCAGGAUAGAGUGCAAUGGCUCAGUCUCGGCUCACUGCAACCUCCGCCUCCCAGGUUCGAGCGAUUCUCUUGCCUCAGCCUCCCGAGUAGCUGGGAUUACAGGCAUGGGUCACCACGGCUGGGUAAUUGUUUUGUAUUUUUAGUAGAGAUGGGGUUUCUCCUUCUUGGUCAGGCUGGUCUCGAACUCCUGACCUCAGGUGAUCCGCCCGCCUCGGCCUCUCAAAGUGCUGGGAUUACAGGUGUGAGCCACCACGCCCGUCCGAAACCAGCCAUUUCUUUCCUAUGCCUGCUGGGGUUUGAGGGGGUGUGUGUGGGAGCCAUAGGGGGAGCCUCCAGUUCUGUUGCUGUUCUCCGCGCCGCCCACAGUGGGAGGUCUUAUGCCUGCCUCCCCUUGGCUGUGUCCAGCCAUUUCUUUGCACGGAGGUCUUAGCACCCUGUGGGAGUCGAUCUCCAGGUGGGCCGAAGGGCAGGCAGGACCUUCAGACAAGCUGCACGUUCAGUCAGAAUCAAGUCAGAGCCAAGCGGUGUCUUGGCACGGGCAGGUUCCCGUGGGGCCGUUGCCUUUUGCUACAUGGUGUCACGGCUCCUUAUCAGCCUAUCGGGGAUGUGUGUCAGCAUUCACGUCCCUCUUGGUAGUCGGCGUUGGGUGCAGCAUGAAUGAAGGCCAAAUUGCAUUUGCUGUACCCCGUGGGACUGCGGGCUUGGUGUGGGCCCGGCUGCGCCUUUGUUGGAAUCUUUGAUCUCGCUGGGUUUGUGGAGCUGCUUUUCAAAGGCGAGAGUGUGCAGCAUUCCUUCCCCCUCUUCUUCCCCGUAGCAGUGUGACUUGGAGGUCCCUGCAGGGCGCACGACUCCCCCUUAACCCCAGGUGACCUGCGUUUAGGCUUCUAGGUCAUCUCCUGCAUUAUUUAUUGUUGUGUUUUUGCAGUGAAGUCCGCAGCGGACGCAUCUGUACCUCCGCCCUGUGCGGUCUGUCUGUGGCACGGGUUCUGAGGAUUCUGAGUCUGAAGGUGUGGUGUUGAAGCUGCAUGGGAUGGUUGCGAAACUGUUCUGCGAGAUCUCGGCCUGUGCAUGGCCCCCUCAGUGACGGGCAAGGGAGAUUUCACCCCAUCUAGAGCCUCAUUUGCCAUCUAAGGGGAUAUAGCAUCUACAGGUUCCAGGAAUUAGGACGCAGGGGUCUUUGGCGCCGUUUCCUGCCAACUCCAGAGGAUCAGACCUAUUGACCUUUAGAGACCUUUAGAGAUGUUACGGAAUUACAUUCGGUGGAACUUUAUUUUUUUUUUUUUUUAAGAGUUGGGGUCUUGCUUUGUUGCCAAGGCCAGAGUGCAGAGGCACAGUCCUGGCUCACUGCAGCCUCAAGCCCCUGGGCUCGAGUGAUUCUCCCACUUCAGCCUCCCACACAGCUAGGACCACAGGUGCGUGUCACCGUGCUCAGCUUAGUUUUAAGUAUUUUUUUAAGAGAUGGGAUCUGUGUCAUCCAGGCUGGUCUUAAACUCCUGAGCUCAAGCAAUAUCCUCCCGCCUCGGCCUCCCAAGGUGCUGAGGUGAUCGGCGUGAGCCACUGUGCCUGGCUGUGCCCAGUCGAAUUUCUGAUGGUCAACUUGUAAGUUUCUGGAGGAAGUAUUUGAACUUGGUUUUUAUUCCUUCGCUGGAAUAUUGGGCUCCACUUGCUUGUGUUUUCUUUAGACUCCUUCAGCCUGUCCCCACGGGAGGCUCCUGUGGUUCUGACUUCUGUGCUGACAUUGGUGGCACUGAGGUUGUGAGGGUCUGCUAGAAUGUGUCCUGGAACCAUGUAAAUAACAUAUGAGUCACAUGUUCCCAGCUGCCCCCCGGGAAGACAGUUCAGCUGUGUGCUUCAAGCCAGGCACAGCAGCUCUGGCUAUAGUCCCAGCUAUCUUGGAGGCUGAGGUGGGAGGAUUGCUUGAGUCUAGGAGUUCAAAGCCAACCUGGCCGACAUGGUGAGACCCCACCUCUACAAGGGUUUCACUCUUGUCGCCCAGGCUGGAGUGCAAUGGUGUGAUCUCGGCUCACCGAAACCUCUGCCUCCCAGGUUCAAGCGAUUCUCCUGCCUCAGCCUCCUGAGUAGCUGGGAUUACAGGCGCACGCCACCACACCCGGCUACUUUUGUAUUUUUAGUAGAGAUGGGGUUUCUCCAUGUUGGUCUGGAGUUCAAGACUGGCCAACAUAGUGAAACUCUAUCUACUAAAAAUACAAAAAUUAGCUGGGUGUGAUGGCGCAUGCCUGUAAUCCCAGCUACUUGGGAGGCUGAGGCAGGAGAGUUGCUUGAAUUCGGGAGAUAGAGGCUGCGGUGAGCCAAGGUUGCACCACUACACUGCAGCUUGGGUGGCAGAGAGACUGUCUCAAAAAAAAAAAAAAAAAAAAUCUUACUGUGGAUUUUGCAGGGUGACCCAUCAACUGAGCAUGUCCCCAUCCCCCUGGCCCUGCUCAGCCAUGGCCACUUCUGUGACCUCUGUUUCUGCAGGACAGGUACAGCCCAGUGAAUGUUCCUAUAGGCAGGAAAGCCCGUGGGACAGAGCCCUGAGCUCACCCCCGCCGGACACAUGGCACAUGGCCGCCACACCGCAGGCACACCACAGCCACACCACAGGCACACCACAGCCACACCACAGGCACACCACAGCCACACCACAGGCACACCACAGCCACACCGCAGACACACCACAGCCACACCGCAGGCACACCGCAGCCACACCGCAGGCACACCGCAGCCACACCGCAGGCACACCGCAGCCACACCGCAACCACACCGCAGGCACACCGCAGCCACACCGCAACCACACCGCAGGCACACCGCAGCCACACCGCAACCACACCGCAGGCACACCGCAGCCACUCCGCAACCACACCACAGGCACACCGCAGCCACACCACAGGCACACCACAGGCACACCGCAGGCACACCACAACCACACCACAGGCACACCGCAGCCACACCACAACCACACCACAGCCACACCGCAGCCACACGACAGGCACACCGCAGCCACACCGCAGGCACACCACAGCCACACCACAGGCACACCACAACCACACCACAGGCACACCGCAGCCACACCACAACCACACCACAGGCACACCGCAGCCACACCACAGGCACACCACAGCCACACCGCAGGCACACCGCAGGCACACCACAGCCACACCACAGCCACACCACAGGCACACCACAGGCACAUGCCACCACACCACCGCAGGCACACCACAGCCACACUACAGGCACACCACAGGCACACUGCUGGCUGGGUGGGGCCGUGUUGGCCGAGGAAGGGCUCUCCUGUGUCCACCGUCAGGCUGUGGUUGUCGGCCCAGCCCAGGCCUGCCUCAGCCCAGCACUCUGAAUGCUGGGAGCUCCACACCUGCCUGCCCCGGGGAGUUCUAGCCUGUCGCCUGUCCACCCCGCCGUGGUCAUUGUGCUCAUUCCAUGAGCCGUGUGAGGGAGCCUCCAGGACCCAUGGAGCUGUGUGUCACGCAGCCCAGGCCCGUCGAGCGCCCAUUGGUCAGGGCAGGGCGGGGCCCGGCACAGGGCCUGAGAAGGCGCCAUGGCCUGUACCCAGCUGGGCACCCCAGAGCCUUGGCGGGUGCCAGUGCGCGGUGGGUUUCGGAGGCGGGUCUCUUCCCUUCCCUGCAGUUUGAGGCCGGGGCUGCCCCCACGCUGCGGGCUCCUCUCUGGCAGGCUGGUCACAGCUGUGCUGUCUG
Messenger RNA from Symphalangus syndactylus (siamang), 5509 nucleotides. Its product is annotated as histidine-rich glycoprotein-like. The record is from RefSeq and is a predicted model, not a curated record. Lineage: Eukaryota; Metazoa; Chordata; Mammalia; Primates; Hylobatidae.